Molecule: messenger RNA, 944 nt
Organism: Pyricularia oryzae 70-15
Lineage: Eukaryota; Fungi; Ascomycota; Sordariomycetes; Magnaporthales; Pyriculariaceae
Exons: 1
Coding region: 171-944 (257 amino acids)
Source: RefSeq, a predicted model, not a curated record
ACAUCACUGGAAGUACGAUCAUCAAUCAUCAAGUCACCACAGCCUUCUGCCAUAUAAACUACAGCCUUAACCCACUGACCUAAACUCACAAACGCAGGUGGCAUAGACAACGGUUUAUAACCAGCAGAAGCUCAGGUAGGGAAUACACCAACCGCUUAUCAUCCUACAAGAUGUCAACCGCCCCUUGCCAUUACAACGACUUCUCAUCGGAGCUGUCCCAGCGGCUCGAUGAGAUAUCCCGGCUCCAAGCCGCGUAUGAUGCCGAUGAUGAAGGCUCAGAGCUAAAGAAGCGGGUAACUCUCCAGAUCCCUGCCGGCCACGGCCCGUCCAAGGUAUACCCAAAGUCUCCGCCCCCAGAGCGGAGCGACGAUGACGAUUGCAGCAGCUGCGGCAGCAGCAUCUACGACGAAGUACCACCGCUGGAUAGGGAGAUCGUAGAGGAGCUCGCCGCGCUAGACGAAGAGGUAUCUCACCUCCAAGCGGCGCAAGACCUCGCCGAGGCCGGCGGCGAGCCCCCAAACCUCAUCAGGCGGGUGACCGUGCAGAUCCCCGCGGGCCACUGCGCGUCCAAGGCAUAUCCCAAGUCCCCGUUCCUGAGGCCGCAGGAUGCGCUGCCGCGUCUUGUGAUCCCGGACCCGGCUCUGUUUCUCAGCACCCGGGUGCAGCACGAUGGCGCCCUGAGCAGCAUCAGCAGCAGUAGCAAUAGUAGCAUCUGGAGUAGCAGCAGGAGCAGUGAUCGCAGCCAUAGACCGCUCCUCGACGCGCGCAGCCCACUGCUUAACCGGGAGGUUCUGGAGGAGCUGGCCGUGCGGGACGAGGAUGAGGGUCGGCGCCGGGCCCGGGCGGCGUUUGUGCGCAGCUUGGGGGCGACUGGGGCGCUCUCGAUCACCACCGUUGGGCUUCUCUGCUGGCCUUUAGUGGCGUCAAAGGCAGGGGUUGUCUGA